CAGCCUGUCCAUUGCUGUUGCACAAUCCAAUUAGCUCCGAGUUGCACUGAUAAGAAACUGGACCAUAUCACCACGGCCGCUUCUGUUCGACCAGUUGUGCAUCUAAUGGUCGGAUGGUACACAACUGGAAGCAUCUUCAGCAGGAAUCUAUACGAGUGAGGGCAACAUGAGACGUGAGAUGGUGUUGACUGCCCACCUGCUCACCUUCACCUGGACAGUGUCACUCUCUCUAGGGAUGGCUCAGAAGUUUGUCGUUCCAGCUUGUGACCAGAACAAGUUUGAUAGUAAUGUUGAGAACUGCAUGUCAGCCUUCAACAAGAGCAUGGAGACAAGCGGUUACCAGGACAACUGCCCAUGGCCGACUGUAAAACGCAUCUACAACGAACUGAAGUGGUGCGUGGACCGCUGGGCCAACGCGUCCUGGUGUAAGGGUCAAAGGUUUCUGGUGGACGAGGUCUUCUUGGAGGUUCACCGGACGUACUUUUCGCUGUGUGGACAGGUCCACGACCCCUCGCUCUCUACUCUCAUCAUGCUAAUAGCACCUUCCAUCAUUGCCACGCUCUUGCUGCCCCUUCUGUGUGUCCACCUCACCACGUGGAACACGGAGAGGCCCGGUUCUCUGGGGCUCUGAUGAGCUGAACGGACUUCCCUAAAUAGCUGUAAAUAGCUGUGUGCUUGUAACAGUGGCCAGUCUGACAGGGGAUCUUGCAAAGCGCGGUUGCUACCUUUGGUGCAGAGAUUCAGGAAAUUGAAACUCCAGCUAAACAGCCUCCCAAAGCGAAUCAACAACAAUUUUUAAUCAACACUCUGGCUCUUCAUCUAGUCUUGCUGCAGGACUUGGUAGUAAUAUCUGUGUUUACCUCUGUUGAAAUACUGUACAUACAGUAUGAAGCAAUUAUAUAACCAGAACAGUGACCCAUUUUGAGAAGUACCACAACUGCUCUUUAAAUAUUAUUUACAUGCACACAGACAGCACAUCAGUUACAAGAAACUAUUGCACAAUAUUUUCCCAGUAAUCUAAAAUCUAUAUAUUCAAAUUCUUACUUUCCUUCGAAUCAGACGUGCACCACACGACCUGCUCAUAUUCCUUUGCAAGAAACUGUCAAGCCAUUUAUUGUUGUAGUAAUUUUUCUCCUCAAACGUACAGAAGAAUGUUCUAUAUAUUCUAUAACCGUGAGGUUUGGUAAAUCAGCACGGCUUUAGCAUAUCAUACAUACUGUAGACAUAAAAAUUAUCCUUGACUGUCUGUUCUGUGAAUGACUUCUACUUUCUGGAACUCAUUAUUUUGUCAUAUAUGUUCAGCCCCUCCCAUCUAUGGUAAGUAGACAAAAACAAAGCCUUAACAAUGAUUUACUGCACUGGUUCGCUCCAACUCCAUUCCAGUAGUCUUUCACAACUACUGAUGCUUGUAUGAUUUGUUUUGUGUCCUCCUUUUUUUCUUUUCUUGUUACAUAGACAAAAAUAAUGAUUCUGUUUGUAUUUGAAACACAUAAUAAAUAUUUAUUUCAGACAAAAAAAUAAUGUUUUACAGGAGUUUGAAAACCUCUUUACAGCCAUAGCAAGCCGGACCUGCUAUUUUUUUUAAAGUAUUCACACGACCUCGAUGUCAGUCUGGUAUGAACGCAAACAUAUUGCAUUUCAUUCAUUUAUAUUCCGAUUAGUAAAGUAUAUGUAAAAAAAAA
Stegastes partitus (bicolor damselfish) is the source of this 1682-nucleotide messenger RNA. Its product is annotated as receptor activity-modifying protein 1. Gene Ontology annotation, cellular component: signaling receptor complex; cell surface; membrane. NCBI's taxonomy places the organism in Eukaryota, Metazoa, Chordata, Actinopteri, Pomacentridae. The record is from RefSeq and is a predicted model, not a curated record. Bases 167 to 631 code for a protein of 154 amino acids. The transcript has 4 exons. Gene Ontology annotation, molecular function: coreceptor activity. Gene Ontology annotation, biological process: receptor internalization; intracellular protein transport; protein localization to plasma membrane.